CUUUUCAUUAUUGCUUGUAUUGUUACCGCUAUACUUCCAUUUUAUUCACAAGCGAAUGCUCUGGUUUGUUCAUCCAGCAGCUACACCGUUAAUUUGAUGAGUUUAAAGUGUCAGGUGGCAAAGACAGAUGUGGUGAGUGUUGAAAACAACUUAACUAACGAAGGAAAGUUCUCAGGCUCGAAAGCUCAGGGUUUGGUGUGUGCAUAUUACAAAUGCAGAAUGCGGUGGUGUCCCAGCUCAUCAUUCCACCUGCUGCGGUGUGUGCGGUUACGGACAUGUACCAAGAGAAGAAGAAACACACUGCCACUGUGGAGUAGGGAAAUAUGGGCUUACAUCAGAUUGCUAGUGCAGUCAUUUUACUUUAACUCCUUCACAAACUCAGAUGUGGUUUUCGACUCAGUCUUUGAGCCAGUGUUUUGGGCCGUGGAUUAUGUCACACGCUGGUUUGGCACGGUAUUUGUUUUUCUCGUGGUGGUACUGACCAGCUCCAUCUUGGCAAUAGCCUACCUGAUCCUACUGCCUAUGGUCUUCCGCACAUACUCCACAGCAUGGAUUACUUGGCACGUUUGCUAUGGACACUGGAACCUUGUCAUGAUUGUUUUUAAUUACUACAAAGCCACCAUGACUGCCCCUGGAUACCCACCUACAGUAAAAAAUGACCAUCCGUUUGUGGCAGUCUGCAAAAAAUGCAUCAUUCCCAAACCAGCAAGAACACAUCACUGUGGUAUCUGUAACCGAUGUAUUCUGCGAAUGGACCAUCAUUGUCCCUGGUUGAAUAACUGUGUGGGUUAUUUAAACCACCGUUACUUCUUCAACUUCUGCCUCUUCAUGACCUUGGGAUGUGUUUAUUGUAGCAUCAGUGGCAGAAACUUGUUCCUGGAUGCAUACAAUGCUAUUGAGCGCUUUAAACAUAUGGAUGUGGAAAAGCCGGGGGUACCAGUGACAGGGAUGGGAGUUCUCAUAGGGCUUCUCCCACCUGGCCAGACCAACUAUCAAACAGCUGCACCUCCUUACACCUUUAAGGAUAAGAUGAUUAAUAAGAGCAUCAUCUAUAUGUGGGUGCUUACCAGCACUGUGGCUGUGGCCCUGGGAGCUCUGACCUGUUGGCAUGCAGUCCUCAUAUCCAGAGGAGAGACCAGCAUCGAAAGACACCUUAACAGCAGAGAAAAAGAACGAAUGGAAAGUCGAGGACGGAUUUACAAAAACCCUUUUGACUAUGGAAGGCUAAAUAACUGGAAAGUCUUCUUUGGUGUGCAGAAGAGAAGUCACUGGCUCACACGGGUUCUCCUUCCCUCUGGACACACCCCACCUGGGGACGGUUUGACAUGGGAGGCAUUCCCAGUUAAGAAGGACUUAAUACCUGUAUGAGAGACUCUAAUGGGGUAUCCUUGGAGCCUAUUUUCAGCAGUCUUUGCUAUGUACACUGUGGUUAUCUGACUGGUUGGCUUAAAGGGUCCUUGCAUGGUGGCUUCACACAGCUGAAGAAAUGGGAUAAUAUCAACCUCCAAUACCUCAUAAACUUACAGUGGCAUUGCUCAUGAUUUGACAGUCUACAUUUUUCUACAAGUAAAGGGGCAAGGUAUCAUGGAUGGUUUAGUCUCCAACAGGUUUCACAAACAGGUCUUUCUUGACUCUAAGCACUGUAAAUACUGCAGAACCAAGAAAAUGUAUUAUUUAUCUGUAUUUUGUAUCGUAAGUUAAUCAAUCUUUAUAAAUUGCUUUACUUAAACAA
Messenger RNA from Eleginops maclovinus (Patagonian blennie), 1732 nucleotides. RefSeq names its product zinc finger DHHC-type palmitoyltransferase 16a (gene zdhhc16a). The coding region runs from base 97 to 1368 and encodes 423 amino acids. Lineage: Eukaryota; Metazoa; Chordata; Actinopteri; Perciformes; Eleginopidae. Gene Ontology annotation, cellular component: Golgi apparatus. The record is from RefSeq and is a predicted model, not a curated record. The transcript has 11 exons. Gene Ontology annotation, molecular function: palmitoyltransferase activity. Gene Ontology annotation, biological process: protein palmitoylation.